CUUUUGGCUGGGCCAGCCCGCUCCUGCUCCUGCGGCACCACCUGGACCCCGUCCGAAAUAAAUCAAAACAAAAAUCAUUUCUUUUUCCUAUAACCAAAAAACCACCCAGCCAUCCUUCUCCUUCCGCCGAACUUGACGAAUACACCCAAGAUUCGUUGCAACCGGAUCGUGGCCAUUUUUGCCGAUUUUUUUUGUUUUCGAGGAAACAGCAAGAAGCACUUUCGAGUAGAUCGCAAUUGCAUCCAUAUCUACUUCAACUAAUAUGGCGCCCACCAAGCCCCAAUCUGAGGAGCAGCCCGUCAAGCGCGGCCGCGGCCGUCCCCCCAAGGACCCGUCUGAGAGGAAGACCGUACCCAAGCCUUCUGGUCGCCCCCGGGGAAGGCCCAAGGGCAGCGGUGGUGUGAAGAAGGCCACUCAGAAGACUGCUGCCAGCACCAACUCUCGCCGCGGACGUCCUCCCAAGUCUGCGGCCACCCCCGUUGCCGCCAAGAAGGCUGCUGCGCCUAAGGCCACCCCCUCUUCCACGGGCAGAGGCCGUGGUCGUCCUCGCAAGUCCGAUGUCAGCGAGGCUGCCACUCCCAGCUCCAAGAAGCCUACCCCCAAGAAAGGCGGACCUGGCAGACGUGGCCGCCCCCCCAAGGCUGCGACCGAGCAGUCUGCUGAGGAGGAAGAUGGCGAGGAGGCUGUCGCCAACGAGGAGGAUGCGGAUGAGGCCGACAAGGUUGCCUCUGAUGCUGCCUCUGACGUCGACGAGGCCGCAAGUGAGUAAAAGUAGCCACUUUUCGGCUCCCAAUCUCAACUCUUAUCACGGUGUCCGGCGAGUCUUCAUCUUUCCCAUUCGCGCUGCGCUGUGUCAUUCUUGUUUUCUUUAGAUACCAAGAUCAAAAUACCUAUCCUUGUUCAUAUUUCUUUCACUCCUAUAUCUCAUGUCUCCAUAGGGUCAUGCCGUGCCAUGCCCUUCUCCUCAUACUUUACCGAAAAGCCAGAGUGCUAGCGAGCGAAUGCCUCUCUGACUUUUCCGACUUCAUUUCAGGCGACGAGAACAACAACUUCAAGGAUGCGUUUGGUGACGUAGAUAUGACCUUGAAUGGCUUGGACCCUAGUGACAUCGAAGCAACUGGUGAAGAGGACAUCCCCAUUGAUAGCGCUUAGUGGUCGACUUUGGGCAAUGAGUCCAGAGAAGAAGAACAAACAGAAGGAAUAGUGGAGGAGUCGGAGGAAGAAAUUUUGGACUGCAUAGUGGUUGCCCUGAGCUCGGAUCCCCCAGAACCACCGUGGUCGUCUCAACCUCUAUUUUUACCACCAAGGACUCCGGAACCGACAUCGCGUACAAAGCAAGAGCACGAACAACAAGAGCAGGAUCACUUUCCGUCAUCAUCAUUUUCAUCAUCUUUUUGCGAUUAUUCAGCACCUUCAACACCGUCGCCACGAACAGGAACAGCACCAGACGAAGACGAUCAAGAAGGCGAACAAGCACAGCAGGACCAUGUCAAAUCGGUGCCUCAACCAUCACCGUCUCUAUUUGUUGACCAGCCAGCAUCAUCGCCGAAGCAGGACACUGUGGCAAAUAUCGGCUUCAAACGAAGGAGUAGGGACGAUGGAUUAGAAAGCGCAGGCUUAGGGUGUGUUGUUAGUUGACAAUGGAUUCGUGUUCGAGCCUACUGAUCGUAUGCAUAUCUCAUUUCAGUCUGUAUAAACCUCGAGUUGCAUUCUUGUCGUGGCGUUCGCCAUGGCUGAAGAACCUCAAGUUUAAUGCAUCCCUGAUCCAUCCCACGUAUGCUAUUUCUACCCAAACCCGUACUGCCAUUCAUAAUUCAUGAUAGUUCCGUACAUCCAGGCAGGUCAUUGAAACGAACAUCGGUUGCCCCGAGACACAUCACUGCUUUCGAAGAAAACUCCGCGCCAAUUCCAUGUUUGAAACCCCGUUUUGCUUUGCCUAAUUGUUCCAUCCAUUUUGCCUAUCCAUCCAAAUAGAAUGCGUGACUUCUUGACCUCGCUCAACCGCCACCCCUUCCGGUAGCCAGAGAGUAGAAAAAGAAAACAAGAAAAGAAACAAAUUAAAAAUAGGUGUUGACCCCAUUGUCAGUCCUUAUGCCCAUGUCCAGCGCCCAUAGCAUGUACCUACACUCAAAUUAAGAAUCAAGAUAGCGUCAUGUUCCUUCGUUAAACAAAUGCAGUUGCUAUGUCCACUGCCGUCCUCGAGGUCGUCAAGGUCAUUGCUGCGCCGUCAGUCUCGCCUUAUGAUCCCGCUUCCCCCGCCCCGCCGAUUUUGACCAGUAUCCGUGGCAAUUCUCUUCCCUCAAGUCGAAUGAUUUUUCCCCACAUGUUUUCCCCAUCUCGUCGCUACUAGCUGAAAUGGCUCUUCACAUUAUUGGUUGGUGUUGCUAUCGUUGUUUUCCUGCUGCUGCUGCUGCAGAAUUCUGCUAGGACCGCCUACGCCUAGGCCGU
Molecule: messenger RNA, 2448 nt
Organism: Neurospora crassa OR74A
Lineage: Eukaryota; Fungi; Ascomycota; Sordariomycetes; Sordariales; Sordariaceae
Exons: 3
Coding region: 263-769 (168 amino acids)
Biological process (GO): regulation of DNA-templated transcription
Cellular component (GO): nucleus; chromatin
Molecular function (GO): transcription coregulator activity; DNA binding
Source: RefSeq, a predicted model, not a curated record